GCGUCCCUAUGUCGUCUGCUGGCCCGUGGGGAGCAUGGCGGCGUCUUCCAGCGGGGAGAAGGAGAAGGAACGGCUCGCAGGAGGCUCGGGAGCGGCGGGUGGUAACAGCACGCGAGAGCGGCUGCUGUCUGCGCUUGAAGAUCUGGAGGUCCUAUCGAGGAAUGAAACCAGCUUUUUACGUAGACCAGAAGUUCUUGACUGUCUAUGUGUCGUCUAUGGAGUACCGAAAAAGGCAACAGCUGUUUACCAAGCAAAAGAGAAACUUAAGUCAAUAGAAAAAGCAAGAAAAGGGGACCCUCGGAGACCAUACCCAACUGAUUUAGAGAUGAGAAGUGGGUUAUUGGGUCAAAUGAACAAUCCUUCCACUAAUGGUGUGAACGGUCAUUUACCAGGGGAUGCACUCGCGGCGGGCAGACUGCCAGGUUCUCGUUUGCUAAAACAUCACACUUUUCCUCGAUAUAUUUGA
This is a messenger RNA of Propithecus coquereli (Coquerel's sifaka), 466 nucleotides long. RefSeq names its product mediator complex subunit 4 (gene MED4). The record is from RefSeq and is a predicted model, not a curated record. The transcript has 5 exons. Gene Ontology annotation, cellular component: mediator complex; core mediator complex. Gene Ontology annotation, molecular function: transcription coregulator activity. Bases 35 to 466 code for a protein of 143 amino acids. Gene Ontology annotation, biological process: regulation of transcription by RNA polymerase II. NCBI's taxonomy places the organism in Eukaryota, Metazoa, Chordata, Mammalia, Primates, Indriidae.